Necator americanus (New World hookworm) is the source of this 669-nucleotide messenger RNA. RefSeq lists its product as uncharacterized. NCBI's taxonomy places the organism in Eukaryota, Metazoa, Nematoda, Chromadorea, Rhabditida, Ancylostomatidae. The record is from RefSeq and is a predicted model, not a curated record. Gene Ontology annotation, molecular function: catalytic activity. Gene Ontology annotation, biological process: chromatin remodeling. The coding region runs from base 1 to 669 and encodes 222 amino acids. The transcript has a single exon. Gene Ontology annotation, cellular component: nucleus.
AUGGCGACCGGUGAGAGGCGAUCAAAUCUCAGGUUGCUCAGGACGUCAUCGAUUCUGGACCAAGGCGACACACGCGCGACUCGCCAUGGAGACUGUCUUAGACUGUGUACCUGCAACGCGAGAACAGUUUCCACAGACGCUGACCUGCAUGCCCUUCUCGGAGCUGCAGAGCGUAUCAAAUUUCAUGUGAUUGCUCUGCAGGAGACCAAGUGCAGAAGGAGCGACGUGCGACAGAUGAAUGACGGUACACUCGUCAUUCGUGGAGAGAAGGUUCCGUCGCGAAAUGUAGGCGGUGUUGGUUUUGUUGGGCACCCAUCUGUCGUCCAUCUCGUCGAUUCUCACGAGAUCCUAUCACCUCGUCUGGCCAUUCUUUGUCUCCGCCCUCUGCGCCAAAAAUCCAUCAGUAUCAUCAACUGCUACUCACCAACAUCAACAGCUGAUGAAUCCGAAUUGGACGCGUUUUACGAGGAGCUGGAGGAAAUGAUCCGCAAAGAGAAGUCCUUCCAAACAUUCGUUGUCGGAGACUUCAACGCAAAACUAGGAAAGGCCACAGAAGAGGAAUACAGGAUUGGAAGAUUUGGACUAGGAGACCGGAAUGAAAAUGGCAAUCGUUUCACCGGGCUGCUGUCCGCCGCUCGCUUCUUUCAUGGGAACUCUCUUUUCAAAUGA